AUGUCCCACGACAAGCCGUCCGUCUUGAUCAUCGGUGGCUUGGGAUACAUCGGCCGUUUCCUAGCCCUCCACAUUCAUCGGAACGACCUGGCGUCCGACGUCCGUCUGGUGGACAAGGUCCUGCCGCAGCUUGCCUGGCUGGCCCCCGAGUUCUCGGAAGCUUGCUCGCACGACAAGUUCAUGCAGGCCGACGCCAGCAGGCCGGACGCUCUGGCUCGCAUCUUCGACCGCCCCGACGGGAAGCAAUGGGAUUACGUCUUCAACUGCGGAGGCGAGACCCGGUACUCGCAAGAGGACGAGGUCUACAAGCUGAGGUCGUUGAACCUGUCCCUGAACCUGGCCAAGGAGGCGGCGAGGCGCGAGGUCAAGGCCUUUGUCGAGCUGAGCACCGGCAUGGUGUACAAGCCGGACUCGUCUCCGAGCAAGGAGACGGACAAGCUCAAGCCUUGGAGCAAGAUUGCCGUCUUCAAGCUCAAGGCCGAGGAGGAGCUUGCCAAGAUCGAGGGCCUCAACCUUGCCGUCGUGCGCCUCUCUCACGUCUACGGCCCCUACGCCUCCCAGUGGGUCGCGACGGCGUUGUGCAUGGCGCGCGUCUACCAACACCUCGACGGUGAGAUGAAGUGGCUGUGGACGAAAGACCUUCGCACAAACACCGUGCACAUCCACGACGCCACGCGCGCCCUCUGGGCCGUCGCUUCCUGGUACGCCGCCGGAAAGGCCAACUGGAGCCAUGGCGGCGUUCCGACGUUCAACGUCGUCGACGACGGCGAGACGACGCAAGGCACCCUGGCCAGCAUCAUCGGCGGCCUCUUCAAGAUCGAGACGGGCUUUCAGGGCCAGCUCAUCAGCACGUUUGCGAGGAUGAACCUGGACAGCGUCGUCGAUGACGUCAACGACGAGGUCCUUGGCCCAUGGGCGGAGCUGCUCGAGGAUGCCGGCAUCACGAGACCGGGACCGCUGACGCCCUUUAUGGAGAAGGAGCUGCUAAAGGACACGGACCUCAGCAUGGACGGCGGCCGGCUGAAGAAGCUGCUAGACUUCAAGUAUGAGAAGCCAACCAUCAGCAGGGAGCUGGUGGAAGAGGUGAUUGAUAGCUACAAGACGAUGAAGUGGUGGCCCUAG
Molecule: messenger RNA, 1122 nt
Organism: Drechmeria coniospora
Lineage: Eukaryota; Fungi; Ascomycota; Sordariomycetes; Hypocreales; Ophiocordycipitaceae
Product: NAD dependent epimerase/dehydratase family protein
Exons: 3
Coding region: 1-1122 (373 amino acids)
Source: RefSeq, a predicted model, not a curated record